AGGGAGCUGGGUCCUGCUUCCUCCUGGUCUUGUCGAUGAGGAUUUUUAGACCGUGGAGACUGCGCUGCCCUGCCCUGCACCUACCCUCACUCUCCGCGUUCUCACUAAGGUGGAAAUUGCCUUCCCUCACUACUGACGAGACCAUGUGUAAAAGCGUGACCACAGAUGAGUGGAAGAAAGUCUUCUAUGAGAAGAUGGAGGAGGCAAAGCCGGCUGACAGCUGGGACCUCAUCAUAGACCCCAACCUCAAGCACAAUGUGCUGAGCCCUGGUUGGAAGCAGUACCUGGAGUUGCAUGCUUCAGGCAGGUUCCACUGCUCCUGGUGCUGGCACACCUGGCAGUCGCCCUACGUGGUCAUCCUCUUCCACAUGUUCCUGGACCGCGCCCAGCGGGCGGGCUCGGUGCGCAUGCGCGUCUUCAAGCAGCUGUGCUAUGAGUGCGGCACGGCGCGGCUGGACGAGUCCAGCAUGCUGGAGGAGAACAUCGAGGGCCUGGUGGACAACCUCAUCACCAGCCUGCGCGAGCAGUGCUACGGCGAGCGCGGCGGCCAGUACCGCAUCCACGUGGCCAGCCGCCAGGACAACCGGCGGCACCGCGGAGAGUUCUGCGAGGCCUGCCAGGAGGGCAUCGUGCACUGGAAGCCCAGCGAGAAGCUGCUAGAGGAGGAGGCGACCACCUACACCUUCUCCCGGGCGCCCAGCCCCACCAAGUCGCAGGACGAGACGGGCUCAGGCUGGAACUUCUGCUCUAUCCCCUGGUGCUUGUUUUGGGCCACGGUCCUGCUGCUGAUCAUCUACCUGCAGUUCUCUUUCCGUAGCUCCGUAUAAGAUUCCGUCGUUGGGCCCAGAGCCUGUCGAGGGUGCCAGUUAGCUGAUGCGAGGGUAGAGGAGAGACGUGGGUUGAGAAUAGUGUAAACUUCUAGCGCUGGUGUUGUCACUGACUCACUGGGGAUCUUGGACAAAUUAUACAGUUUUUCCAUCUAUAAAACUUAGGGUUUGGGCAAGAUCAUUGGUUUAUCAUAGUGAAACCCAGGACCCCAGAGUUCUGCGUAGGUGCCUCAGGGACUUUUGGAUUUGGAAAGUGGGCUAAGCUAGUGGGUGUCUCCAACUCCUGGUCUAAACACCCAUCCUCCAACUCCUACCUCCUCCUCUUGCUUCGAUCAGAACAGCUUUACUUUAGAUGGGGUUCCAUUUAAGAUUUUUGUACCAAAAAAAAAAAAAAAAAAAAGUUUAACUACUUUUAAAAAGUUUGAAAAUGAGAGGACUGGGUGAUCUCAAAAGGGCUUUCCACAGUAAUGAGCUCGACCUUGCUCUUAUUAGUCCCUCACCCCUGCCCCUCAUGAUCUCCCACUUUCUCUAGCUGCAGCCUUAAAUUAGCUUCUUUGCCCACCGUGUGAGCCUCAUCCGUGAUUCUGCCUUCACACCCGCAGCAGAGGUUUCCCUUGAAGUGCAAGAGGUGGGAGAUCAGGCUGUUCCUUUGCUGCCAGGUACACAGGGUCUCUUUUUUUUGUUUCUCAGAUUCCAGCUUCUUUCCACUCAGGGCAGAUUCUGGGGUCUGCCUGCCUGAAAGAUGGUGGUUGGGGUGGGGUCUCAUAGAGCUAGGCUUCUCACCCACUGCGUAUUAACUGGCAGAGAAUUUAGGGGAGGUUCAGAAGACAGAGUUUUAGAAGCAAAGCACAAAAUCUCUGGGAGGCAUUAUAAUGGAGGGUCUUCAGAGUUCAGGGACCAAGUCUAGCAGAUUCUCAGCAGUGCCGAUGGCCAGAAUUCAGGAGCAGGGGCCUGGCCUCCUGGUUUCUUUGCUGAAAUUAUAGUUGAAUGGCUUUCUCACAUUGGCCAAGCAUGAGGCCUCUUGCCAAAGAUCAGCUGUCCCCCUAAAGCCACAGGGAUGGGGUAUCUUCAGCAAGAGAGAGGGCGUUAAAGAUGUAAAAUGCUUUGUCCAUGGGGAAGUGCACAGAUAUGUGGGAGAACUUUACAAGGCUCUAAAAUGAGAUGUGAUAUGGCUUGAAAUGGGAGGAGACACUUUCUGACAGUGGAGGGUCUGGAAUGGAAUUGGUGGGGAGAGGCAGCAAGCUGCACUUUUGAGGGGCCUCAUUUACCCCACCUCUGCUAAAAACUUGACUGCUCUCCUCUUUAAUAGAAAGUCACCAUCAUCUGUAGUGAUGGAGGAAGGGGGUCACUUAUAUAAAGAUGGGACACUUUAAUAAAGACAGGAUAUCUUCCAUAAGGCUUAGUAGUCAUUAAUAUGUGUUUGAGAUUCCCCCACUGUCCCAGAUCUGUAAUGAGCUAUUGGUCCCCUCCAUCCCGCCACCCUGUCUCCGCUUUUCUCCUUUCUGCCCCCUGACCCCACUGCCACAUAAGGCUCUAUCUAGCUCCAGUUUUGGACCAGUCUCGUCCACAGUCAGGAGGGAUGGAAGUCAGUCAUUCAGGGGAUCAGCAUAAGGUCAGUUUUACUCCUAUCCUGGCUCGAAUUCAAGUAAGCAGCGAUGGCUUCCUUUACUUCAUUCACAGAGUAUUUAUUUCUUCAUCUAGUCCGCA
Messenger RNA from Gorilla gorilla gorilla (western lowland gorilla), 2534 nucleotides. RefSeq names its product receptor transporter protein 1 (gene RTP1). NCBI's taxonomy places the organism in Eukaryota, Metazoa, Chordata, Mammalia, Primates, Hominidae. Gene Ontology annotation, molecular function: olfactory receptor binding. The record is from RefSeq and is a predicted model, not a curated record. Gene Ontology annotation, cellular component: cell surface. Gene Ontology annotation, biological process: detection of chemical stimulus involved in sensory perception of bitter taste; protein targeting to membrane; protein insertion into membrane. The coding region runs from base 36 to 827 and encodes 263 amino acids. The transcript is spliced from 2 exons.